AUGAGAAAUGAAAUCAAUUAUAAAACAGAGAAAAAAUUAAAGAGACAAGACAAAGAAAUUUAUCCUGGUUCGGAUCUCAAUGUGAGUCCUAAUCCAGCUCUCCCUCAAGAAGUUUCUCCACUGUCAAAAGGAGAGAGAAGGCUUGAAGCUGGUGCAAUGGUGCUUGCUGAUCAUGGAGUCGUCUGCAUUGAUGAAUUUGACAAGAUGAAUGAUCAAGAUCGUGUUGCUAUUCAUGAGGUUAUGGAGCAGCAGACUGUAACUAUUGCUAAAGCUGGUAUCCAUGCAUCGCUCAAUGCUCGUUGCAGUGUGGUUGCUGCUGCAAAUCCCAUAUACGGAACUUAUGACCGCUCAAUUACUCCAACCAAAAAUAUUGGACUUCCAGACUCUUUACUUUCUCGUUUCGAUUUACUAUUUAUUGUACUUGAUCAAAUGGAUGCUGAUAUUGACCGGUACAUCUCAGAGCAUGUGUUGCGUAUGCAUCGGUUUCGUUCUGCAACUGAUGGGGGUGAAGCAGCCCUUGGUGGGGGUUCAAGAUAUGGUAGAGAAGAGGAAACAGAUAAUGAUUCAUCUGUGUUUGUGAUGUAUAAUCGAAUGCUGCAUGGAAAGAAAACAGAUAGAGGUCGUAAGCGUGAUACACUCACUAUCAAAUUUCUGAAGAAGUACAUUCACUAUGCAAAGCAUAGGAUUCAGCCAGAACUUACUGAUGAGGCAUCUGAGCAAAUUGCAACUGCAUAUGCAGAACUUAGAAAUGCUGGUUCAAAUGCUAAGACUGGAGGGACACUUCCAAUUACUGCCAGAACCUUAGAAACCAUAAUUCGUCUGUCUACUGCUCAUGCCAAAUUGAAGUUGAGCAGAAAGGUUUUACAGUCAGAUGUCGAAGCUGCACUGAAAGUUUUAAAUUUUGCCAUAUAUCAUAAAGAAUUGACUGAAAUGGAGGAGCGUGAGCAUGAAAAGGAGAAAGAAACAGAGAGCAAACGCAGAGCUGAUCCUCUUGCUUCAUAUUUUCACAGCCCUACAAUCGAUGCCAUGGAUGUAGAUGACCCUCCAACCCAAUCUGCUGGUGAACUUUCUCCAGAGAGAAUAGAAGCAUUCAAUUCUUUAUUUGACCAGCAUAUGCGGGCCAAUCACUUGGAUACAUUAUCCAUUGACGGAAUAGAGGAGGCUGUCAACUCCAGGGCCGAUGUCCGCUACACAAGGGCAGAGAUAAAUGUCCUAUUAGAGAAACUACAAGAUUCUAACCGAGUGAUGAUAGCUGCCGAUGGAAUGGUGCAUAUGAUAUCUUGAGUUGGGUACUAAAUG
Humulus lupulus (European hop) is the source of this 1299-nucleotide messenger RNA. RefSeq names its product DNA replication licensing factor MCM3-like. Gene Ontology annotation, cellular component: MCM complex; nucleus. Gene Ontology annotation, molecular function: single-stranded DNA helicase activity; single-stranded DNA binding; ATP binding. The record is from RefSeq and is a predicted model, not a curated record. Gene Ontology annotation, biological process: DNA replication; DNA strand elongation involved in DNA replication; mitotic DNA replication initiation. The coding region runs from base 1 to 1284 and encodes 427 amino acids. The transcript has 10 exons. NCBI's taxonomy places the organism in Eukaryota, Viridiplantae, Streptophyta, Magnoliopsida, Rosales, Cannabaceae.